AUGCUGAGCAAAGGCCGGAGCCCCAAAAGAAAACAAGUACAGACUCAGAGGAAAGCUGCCCUGGUCCUGAGUGUGACUUCCAUGGUCCCCGUGGGGUCGUGGUUGGCAAUGAGCUCUGUGCUGUCAGCUUUCAUGAGGGAGCUCCCUGGCUGGUUCCUGUUCUCUGGGGUCUUCCUCCCCGUGACUUUGCUGCUGCUCCUCCUCAUCGCCUACUUCAGGAUCAAACUGAUUGAGGUUAAUGAAGAACUGUCCCAGACUUGUGAUCGCCAACAUAAUCCCAAGGAUGGUUCUUCCCUGUACCAGAGAAUGAAACGGACGUGACGUUGGGGACUUUCCAAUAACUAAAGCACAAUGAGUUUCUACUGGUCAGCAAGCAACGGUCAACAGUUCAGCUAAUAAAGUAGGUUGAUAAACUAGAACCAUAGCAAAAUAGAAAGAAUACUAAGAUACUCAUUCUGAACCAUAU
Molecule: messenger RNA, 466 nt
Organism: Nomascus leucogenys (northern white-cheeked gibbon)
Lineage: Eukaryota; Metazoa; Chordata; Mammalia; Primates; Hylobatidae
Gene: SMLR1
Product: small leucine rich protein 1
Source: RefSeq, a predicted model, not a curated record